Molecule: messenger RNA, 303 nt
Organism: Scheffersomyces coipomensis
Lineage: Eukaryota; Fungi; Ascomycota; Pichiomycetes; Serinales; Debaryomycetaceae
Exons: 1
Coding region: 1-303 (100 amino acids)
Source: RefSeq, a predicted model, not a curated record
AUGGGUGAAGGUUAUGAAGAGUUAACUACAUGCUUAGGUGAUAGUCUAAGUGAUUAUAAUGUUUUUUUUGUUAAUAAUAGUCCAGUAACGGUCAGACCUAGAGAGUUUCGUGACUUUGAUGCUAGCUUAGAUUUGAUAGUUAUAGAAUGUAUUAACUAUUUGAAUCUUACUGCAAUUGUCAGAACUGAGGGCAACAUACCACUAUACUCAGAUGAUGAUGAUGAUGAUGAUGAUGAUGAUGUUUAUACUUUCGAUUACCUCAAUGAUCCUUAUAUUUUGCCGUUUAACUGUCAAUCUUUUUAG